UGCCGGGUUGGUCGGGCAUUACUUCUGUGCGUGCGUGUGACGCGCGUUCGUUCGUUCGGUUUCGGUUACGUCGCGUGCGUGUUUACAUUGUUUGGAAAGUGCAGAGAGCGAAAAAGGGAGAGAAAAAAAAACGCCAGAGGGAUGACAUUCCUUCGAUAGGCGCCUUCCAAAAGGCAACGUGCGCGUAUGCGCAGAUUCGAUCAGCGCAAGUGAAAUGUCAUCCUGUGGCAGCGUCAGCGCGUACGACAAUCGAUCGAUCAUAGCAGUCCGAGCAGAUUGCACAAUCCGAACGAUCGAAACGAUAAAGACAAAAUUAAUAACAAAUGCCUAGGUGAGGAUGAUGAUUGUUGCAAAAUUGAUUUUUGUCAAAAGUGUCGCUCGGCUCAUUAAAUUGGCACGUAAUUUGUGUCCGUGUCUGUGCGCGCGCGCCUUUCACACCACCGCGCCUGGUUUGGUUAUGUUUGGUGAAGAGUGAUCAGUCCACCCUUGGGGCCUCGAUCGGUGAAAUUGCUUGUUGGCAUUUAAUUUAACUCGGUGAUUGUGAUUAUGGGUGCUUGAGUGAAUUUUGAUUGUUGGUGGCUAGGUCGCUGGUUGCUGGCCGUCCUCCUUCGGUCUGCGAUGGUUUUGCAUUGUGGCUGGCCUUCGAGUGAUCGAGCAGGUUGUGUGUGGUGCCAAGUGAACAAGUGAUUGUGAGUGUAAAGAAAAAGAAGCUUAUUCGGCAAUCGUUACGUUCCUUUUGUGGAUGUCCCGCAGCAAGAAAACGGGAGCACAAUAAUUAGUGCACUAUUUUAUGCGAGCUGUGUGAUUCUUAUCUUGAUGAGAAGUUUUGCUGUUUUUUGUUGGUGUCUUUAGUUUUAGAAGAAGUUUAAAUGAGCCAGUCCAAAGUUUAUGGUAGCCGCGUCUUUUAAAAGAUAAUACGACCCAGAUAAGUGUGUGUGUGUGUCCCGAGAUUUGGAAUGAGAAAUACCUUCACAUGCAGACGGGCGAGACCGCACUUUUAUGUUUUCAUAUGCUGUUUUCUGCAUCCUUCAACAGUGGUCAGUAGUUUUUCGGUUGCUCCGACAAUUUGUCCCCAAACCGGUAGCAGCAGCACAACGAAGCACGAAGACGGCUGAAACGGAGCCUACGAUCAGACGGCUCAUCAAUCAACCAAAACUUAUUUCUUGCUCAUGAAAUGGACCGCAAAAAUGCUACAAAACUAUCAACCAAUGGCAGUACACGAAGAAAAUCAUCAUUCAAAGCGAUUGCUUCUAGCGAACACAACGAAACCCAACCGGAACGACCUGGCGGUGGCACGGUGGAACGGAUGGCCAGCAGCAUUCCUCUCACCACCCAACACUCCCCACCCUUUGCAGCUAACUUUGCCUCGGUGCAUCGUCCCCGGCAGAUAAGCAGCAUAGCGGCGAUCAAAAGAACGGCCAGCCAGAAUGCAGCAGCAGCAGCAGCCUCGGCUCACGAAUCAUCAGCCCGAGAUAGUUCGACGGGUGUCUUUGGUGUUGUGGAAACGGACAGCCAGCUAGCAGCGAGUCAGUCCGCCGGUUUCCCGCACCCGAAGCGCCACUCGAAAUACGGCUCACCGAGCAAAGCCGUACCGAUGCCACAGCGCCCGGAAGCGCACGGAAAUAAUGGUCCGAACGGGCGAUCGAAUGCUAAAGUAGCUGCACCGACCGGCACGGAUCCGUCCGGGAGAAAUCUGCAUCCGGUCGGGUCGGUUGCCGGUGUCAGCGGCGAAAACAAUGGCAGAAUAUUUAAUCAACCGACGCUUCCGCUGCCGGUGCAGAUUCCGAAUCCUUACGCUUGUACACCGUCGUCGUCGUCGUCGUCACCUGCGAUGCCUUCAGUGACGGGUCCAAAUUAUGGUGCCCAACCGGUGCAGUACCGGCCGGCACACACACCGGCAGCACAAAAGACUGAUUAUCUGCAACCGUCGUCGGGUGGCAUCAGGCACGGCGCUGGUAGCGUAAAUCAAAAGUCCUCCUGCUCGACAGGGCUGCCAACCGGAGAUGGCUGUCGACGCUUGGCCGUGCAGCCGGGUCGCUUCACGAAACACCAAUCAACCUCGGCACCGGUACAGGCACCGGCCGGUGGAAAGCUAACGCCGAAGCUGCUGAAUGACAUCUACGAAAAACACUUGUUGAGCCAGACUACCUUCGAGGUGAACGGUGCGCUGCUAACAAGUUCGUCCGCUGGAGUGAAGGCUCCAACUGUCACCAACCACCAUCACGCCGGUGGCAAACACAACUCCUCGGAAAUGACUCGAACGCUAACGAAGACUGACACUCGGUUGCGUGCCACGUCAAAAGCCACGGGAAAGGAUGGCUCACCGGUGUACGAAUGCGCCCUGCGAAACGCGACCGAAACGGAGGGCCAUAAUUUGUACGAAUCCGUACGCAGCAAUUAUCACAUAUACGAAAAGAUUGACUCGCGAAGAUCUUCCCUCGGUGGGAGUACGCCACCGGUCGCGUCAUCCGCCUCGUCAGCGGCUUCCUCGCUGGAGCAGUACGUGCGUCCGGUUGCACCACAUCUAGCGCCACCGCCCCUACAUCCACGUCCCAAAUCACAUCCCUCGAAUGGAGGAAUCGAAGCUACCGAUGGGACGAACCUACCGAUGGCCGUCGUUCGUCAUGAAGUACAAAAAUCGAUACAGUUUAAACAAGCGCCAAAUAGUUCCGGAGGCGCGAGUGUUCUUUCUCCGAUCCAGGAACGUCCACCGUUACCGCCAACGAUUGGUGGCAGGACGUUGGUUCCAGCCCAGCGCAGUCCGUCGACACGUUCCGAGCGGGUCAACAUUGCACUGGAAACGGCCAAAGCAAUUGCAACGGCAGCGUACAUCGAACGAGCUGCACAACGAUUGGCUUCCGGCGGUAGUGAAAUUGCACCGGUCACCACGAAAAACGGCGCCACGGAAAUGAGUGCGAACGGUGGUUUCUGUGGAGCGAUCCAGCGCACACCGCCCCCGAUACCGGCCGGUUUGGCCCGUCGGAUGGCGAACCGGGAAAAUAUCGGCCUUGGAAAGGUCAAAGUCAUGCUCCGAGUGUCCGAUGACCCACCGAGGCAAGCGUCUACCGUCGGCGACCAGCAGGACCAGCCGGCGCCGGGAUCCAGCACAACACCCACCUACCUGACCGUGGACAAGAAGAAGCGUCAGGUGACGCUAACGGAGACGCAAACCAGCGCAACGAUGGCCCCGUCCGAACGAGGGCCCAUGGUUUCCGCACCGAAAAUGUUUGCAUUCGAUGCAUUAUUUACGACCGAAGACUCGCAGCAAGACAUCUGCGGGACCGCUCUGUCGGAGGUGAUACCGGCCGUACUGGAAGGAUCAGAUGGUUGUCUGCUGUCACUAGGAUACCCGGGAGCAGGUCAAUCACGCACCAUGUUCGGCACGGUCGCUGCUCCCCCGGGAGAUCUCGGCGCGAUACCGUGCGCCAUCUCGUGGCUGUACAAGGGUAUUAAUGAGAAACGUCAAAAAUCGGGCGCCCGCUUUUCCGUGCGUGUCAGUGCGCUCGGCGUGAACGCCACCAAGCCGGGCUCAUCCUCCAGGGAUCUGCUGGCCGGACAUGCGACAGAAUCGGAUGACUCGCCCGGGAUGUAUCUGAGGGGAGAUUUUCUCGGCCGGCCAACGGAACUUCGAGCACCGACAGCGGAACGGGCAGCACUCUUUCUCGAUUUGGCGUUAUCGGGACGAUCGCAAUGCAAUUUUGAACCGGCCUUAAUCUACACGCUGCACGUCUACCAGUACAGUUUGUCCGGAAAGCGAGGAGUUGAAGGAGGAAGAAGUCGUCUGCACCUGAUCGAUCUUGGAGGCUGUGCCAAUCGAAACGGCGGCCUACCACUGUCUGGAAUUGGAAACGUCUUGCUGGCGAUUCUGAGCGGCCAAAAGCAUCCACCAAACCGAGAUCAUCCACUGACACCGAUACUAAGAGACUGCCUUGCACCCAUCACCUGUCAUGUGGCCGUUGUGGCACAUGUCGCACAUACACAGACACACACGGACACGCUCACGACUAUCCAGCUUGCCUCACGCAUCCAUCGGAUGCGACGAAGACUACGGCCCCGGAACCAUCUGCUGGCAGACAAAGGACUGAACAACGGAUCCUCCGGACAUCAGUCGGGUGGUUCGUCCGAGGGUCCGGACCCAUCCAGUUCCGACUUUUCACAGGACACCGUCAUCUACAUGGGACCGUGCGAUGAUCCAACGGACGGUGAGCAUCCUCCCGUGUAUCUUCCAAGCCUAAACUCGGGAGACAAUCGGUGCGCGAUGAAUAAGGCACUCAAGGGUUCGGUGGCGGAGAAAGGACCCUGUAGUACGGCGACCCCUUCACCGAAGAAGAAGGCUUCCACGGCAAAUGCUUCCAAAGCUCAACCAACGAGCACUCCCGCUGCGAGUAACGUUGCAACCGUUAUCCCCGGCCGUACUGAUAGUCUUAAGCGCAACCAGCACCCGUACGCUCACCAGCCAACCCAAGGUCCGGAGCUUGUCUCGAACGCCAUCCAGAUAGCGUCCCAGCAUGCCUCGCCCAAAGUGAUAGCGGGAGCCUUUAAGCAUGUGUCUGGCGUCAGUAAAGGCUCCAACAUCCCUACGCCAAAGGGUUCGCCCAUGCGUCGUCCGACUGCAGGACCGUCCGUUACGACCGUUGGCACAUCCGCCCGUGAAAGUCCUUCGCGACAGAUCAGCGAAGAGAAGUGGAUCGAUGGUCCUCGUGUAUCGAAAUCAAAGGUACACGAAGCACGCCACCUGAUGCGUGAGAUAAACCACGUGAAGAAAUGUGAAACUUGGGUCGAUGGUCCAAGGACACACGCCGCCCAACCACACGCGAGCCAUUCGCAGCUUCCAUCGGCAAGUGCUGCGGCAGUAGCGGCCAACAUUGCCGGUGGCUAUGGGUUCAUGGAUACGCACAAGAAGAACAUGAUCCGCCAGUGGGUCGAAAACCAAUCCAUCCAGCUACUGCAACAGUCCAUGUCCGCGAACAACUCACCGAUGCACACCAAGCAUCACACCACCUACAGCCUGCCAAAGUUUAAACCGAGCCGAUCGGAUGAGGAUGGCUUCCUGACGCUCGAGUUCGAUCGUGGUGGUGGUGAUGAGCUGGUCAAUCCGAUCGCUAUGAGAGGCUUCACCGCUGCCACAACCAUCGCUGCUAACAGUUCCGAAAGUCACGUACGGACGGGGUUGAAGCAGGGCUACAGUCUCGAUGCGGAACCGAUGUCCGUGCCAACAAUGUCCAACACGACUGUUCCACCCGCCCUUCACCAUCACCAACAACAGCAACAGCAACAGAGCCAACCGGUGUACGCUUCCAUCACUCCUGCGUCUAAACUGUCUAACGUAGCUACCACGAUGACUUCCGCGAGCUCUCUUCACGACAAUCAUUCGGAACGAUCGAGGGCGACUUCGCAAGCAAGUGAGCGAGCGUCCCACACGCAACAGCAACAAACGGAUGGAACUACCCAGGAGGAAGAGGAUCAAGACAGUGGACCCUCGGAGGUCCCACCAGCGUUACCACUGAUGGAUCCGCUUGGAUCGCGAGAGAUCUCCCACGAAAGCAUACACAUGCUUUGUUCGAGGCAUGCCUCCAGAGAUGAUGCCAUGAGUGUGCAUAGCCACAACAGCCACAACAUUGGCAUGAUGGACUGUGGUCUGCAGGUGACGGAAGAUGAAAUCGCAAAGGCCAUGAAGGGAGAGCAUCCACUGAGCGCCUUGAGCCAUGGAGAGCUGUCCAUCGUAUCGAGCUUCAAUGUUGGUGGAGAUGUCUUUAGUGAUUGUGUUAUCGGCGAUAACAUGAGGAGCCAAUUUGACCAGCUCGCACGACUACGCGAGAUCUUCACCUCCCAGCUAGCGAUGGCCGAGGUGACACCUUCCUUCCGGCUCGGAGACACCAACAGCGUGUACAGCGAGCCUGCCUACCGUUUCAAUGCCGGCCCGGGGAGUGUCUGCAGUGAACCGGCCUACCGUCCACCGAGUCCCCGGUGUCGCGACUGUCGCCAGUCGAUGACCAUGUCCCGCACGCCCAGCCAAAGCUCUCUGCCCAGUCUGACGGGGAUUGUCGCGAUCGCGGGGAUGGAACAGUACGCCUCGCUACGCCACCCGGACGGUGCUUCCGACCCAAACUUACCAAAGCUGGAAAAAACGACCGACGACAUGAUGAUGGACUCGGAGGAACCACAUACGCACAUCCGGGAGAAUCCUCUCUCGGAACUGCUCUGCCAGAGUGAAGAAGACGACGGUCAACUUAAGGGACCAACAUCGGCUCUACUCCCGCCCCAGAAUCUUCCCACCCUUCCACUGCUACCUCUCUCCACACCGGAAGCGUACGACAGUGGGCACGACUCGACGCCAAGGACUUCCAAACAUUCGGGUAUCUCGAGACGGGCCGAGAGCGGAUAUCACAGUGUGGGAACAGUGCGUGACAGUGAUGAGUCGAGCUUCGGUUCGGCGGCGUCCAGGGCACAUCAGAAGUCGGCCGGUGCGGGAGGAAAGAAGCGUAACCGUGCCGACAACAAAUCGCUCUGCCACUGGCUACGGAACCCGUUCAACUGCACUUACCCAGACACGGAGGGUGAAAUCAGUGACUUCUAGAACGCGAGGACUCUGCUGAACGUUCGAUGUGCUUUAGCUAAUUUUAACCGUUAUCGUCGUGACCGCGCAUGGCUGCUAUCGGUGUCGUCGGGCUGCAUCUUGAUGUGUAUCUGUGAGCCUGCCUGCCUAUCCAAAAUCGCCUAACUUGCUGACAAUAAAACAAAAACCAAGUUACUUACAUCGAUCGCUUCAUGCUGACAAACGGACUAGAAUUCGGAAAACUGAAAAAAAAUCCCAGAUGGUGCUGCUUCUGCCUGUUUCAUUCGAUUGGGGUUCGAUCUAGCUAAUAUUAUGUUGAGUUCUUCCUUGCAAUCUCUCUGUCCCUUUCUGCUCUCUGGCUCCUCUAUCUCUCUGUCUCUCGUUUCCUCCUUAACAUCACCGAAAGAUAAACUAAAUACGCCACGCUUCUGUCACUGUUGAAUAAUUGUACUGUUUAAAAUGUUAUCUAUCCUUUGAUACCCGAAACAUGUUACAGAGGCUCUCGUUGUGAUCAGCUUCCAGCUAAUGCUUCCUAAUCUCUCUAAUCCAGACGUAUCAUUAUGGCACAAACACUGUACAGACUAGGUUUUAACACAAUUAUGAAAAUCGAAUCAUGCACCCCAACAAAAAAAAAAAGGCGGAAAAGGACAUCCGUUGUUUUUCCCCCUUUUUAGAUUAAUUCGUUCACCAUUGAACAAAUUUAUCUGCGUUUGCCAAAAAAUUGUCCUAUAAAGUGUCGCUGGGUACCGCUAAAUGCCUGCACUCGGCAGCUAAUUACAUUCGCAAAUUAAGCUUCGAACGAGCCCAACGAUAGCUCGCUGCUGCCGCUCAGACUAAGUGGGCCAUUUGAACUGAUUUGUGCGAUAAUUAUCUCCCUCGAGUAUCGGAAAAUCCGGCGCUCGGUUUUAUUGGCAUACGUAUGAGGUUGGGCUUUGUUACAGAAACACGUGUAAAAACAACAGCAAAACAACGAAAUGCAAAACAAAAAACGGCGUUUGUGUAUAAUCGUUGUUAUUAAAUCGUUCAGAGCGAGGUGGGAGGGAAAGUUGUAGCGAACCAGUUUGACAUAAGGGGUCUUUGGUUCGCAACCAACUCGAACAAUUGUGGCAAUUACCGAAGCGAUAAUCACCACGGUAAUGUGCAUUGAAGCUGAAAUCCGAUUUAUGUUCGCGCGUUCUUAAGUAGCGAAAUAAAAUAACAUAACACGUUAAAACUACAAAAUGCAUUCAAAACAAAGGAAAAGAGAGACACAAAGAGAGAUAAAGAGACAAAAAGAAAGAGAGAGAAAAUGAUGGAUAGAGCAACAGAAAUAGAAGAGAGAUGCACCCAAUCAACCAAUCAAUCAGUCAACAAUCAUAACACAAGAGGGUUCAAAAUGUCAUCCCGCUUAGCAAACAAAACAACUCUACGGUUCGUUUAUAGUCUUUGGGUUGAUUUCUUCAGCAUUUAAAACAAGCAAAAUUUAUCCCUUUUCUUUUUAGUAAUCAAUUCAUGAUUUAUUAUUAUUAUUACCCCUCAUAAAAGCUAUGCAAACUGCCUGCAAAUUGCUACGCAACAGAGCUGUCAAAUUUAAGUGUAAAUCAGUGUACUCAUUCGAGCUGUCAAACCCUUUUUCAAACGCAAUAGCAUAAUGAACUGAUAACAUUUUUAAAAAAAGGCCACCAAGGAACAAAAAUACUAGAUGAGACACCAGUUUAUCCAUCGCAGUGUAUAGCUCCCUUCUUAACUAGCUCCAUGACACAUACAUACAAGACACUAGAGCGUGGUUUUGUCCGGUUCCCGAAUACAGGUACAGAGUUUUAGAACAUUUUUACAAUAACAAGAACGGAUUGGAAAGACCGCCAGUGUCGCCAGGCUCUAUCCAAAGAACACACUGCUUUCAUCCCUAGCUUGAUCCGUCAUUCUUGAGCAUGAUUCUACUAGUACUGCGACUACUACUACUACCACUGACAACAGGCGGCGUCCAAGCUCGCUCGGCUACUCGGAAAAAAAACCCGUACACAUUAUUGUAAUUAUUGCGAAGGGCUAUUGUACGAAACCAGUUGUAUUGUAUAAUCUUUUACUACUGCUUUUAUGGAAUACUCGAAAAGCGUACGGAACGUCUCCGGCGGUGGAGAAAAUAAUCUACAGAAAAUAGAAAAUAAUUUUAUAAAAAGA
Molecule: messenger RNA, 8713 nt
Organism: Anopheles stephensi (Asian malaria mosquito)
Lineage: Eukaryota; Metazoa; Arthropoda; Insecta; Diptera; Culicidae
Product: kinesin-like protein CG14535
Exons: 14
Coding region: 1175-6577 (1800 amino acids)
Biological process (GO): microtubule-based movement
Molecular function (GO): ATP binding; microtubule binding; microtubule motor activity
Source: RefSeq, a predicted model, not a curated record